Molecule: messenger RNA, 466 nt
Organism: Linum tenue
Lineage: Eukaryota; Viridiplantae; Streptophyta; Magnoliopsida; Malpighiales; Linaceae
Source: the annotation of a GenBank genome assembly
ACAAAAAAUUUGCCACUUGGUCUUGGUCUGUUAUACCUUGGGAAGCAGGAAAGUGUAGAAGCUACAGCUGAGGUCUCAAAGACAUUUAACGAGAAGAUCAGAAAGUACUGUGAUAUGACCCUACUUUCUUGUGCCUACGCUAGGACAGGGAAUGUUCUGAAGGUUCAAAACCUCCUUUGGAAUUGUGCUCAGCAUUUGGAGAAGGGUUGGAAUAGCAAUGGUGUCUAUGGCUGAGGAAUUGGGACUUGACAUGGCAAUUCGAACUUUGGAGCAUCUUUUGCAAUAUGGGGAACAGAACAUCCGGCGGUCAGUUCCUCUGGCUCUUGCCCUUCUAUGCAUAUCGAAUCCAAAUAUCAAUGUGAUGGAUACGCUAAGCAGACUUAGUCAUGACACGGAUUCAGAAGUUGCAUCAGCUGCAAUUAUUUCCCUUGGGCUGAUAGGUGCCGGGACGAAUAAUGCACGAAUU